Molecule: messenger RNA, 528 nt
Organism: Echinostoma caproni
Lineage: Eukaryota; Metazoa; Platyhelminthes; Trematoda; Plagiorchiida; Echinostomatidae
Source: the annotation of a GenBank genome assembly
AUGAAUUCUACUCCCCUAGAGUUUCUUGAUCUUAACUGCAGUGCACGUGAUAUCGAGGAUUAUUUUGAACGUUUUGAGAUUUGGUGGUUGACCCGUCCAAAACCCGAUGAGGAAAAGAAAUCCGCUUUCUUUUUGAAUGCUGCCGGUAAAAAUGCUUAUACAUUAAUCAAAAACUUGGCUUAUCCUUCUCCACCUGUUUCCGUACCGUACGAUGAUUUAAAAUCCCUCCUCCUCCAGCAUGUGAAGCCAACGAACUUCGAAGCCUCAGAACGAGCAAAAUUUCAUUCAAUGGUACGCAAUCCGAAUCAGGGCAUCCGUGAAUUCAUCCUGGAUUUGCUCACUCAAGCUGCAAAGUGUGAUUUUGGAGAUUUACUGGACAUGCAAUUGAAAGAUCGGCUGAUCGCUGGCAUCAACAAUACCGUUUUGCAAAAUGAACUUCUGAAGCUAUCCAGUCCGACGUUCAAAGAUGUGCGGGCUUAUUGUGAACANUCAUUUCACGGUAGUUAUCUCACUGACUAUAUAAAAUGA